AUGGAAAAGAAUCGAAAACGUUCAGCAGAAGCUCCGGCUUCUUCUAAUCUAUCUACUCCUUCUUCUUCACGAUCCGAUCCUAGACCAAAACGCGCUACUAGUGAGCCAUUACAACAACGCAAUAAGCUCUCACCUUCCCCAACGGUUUUGGUAACUUCUAAUAACUUCAGUCCUACUACCACUACUACCAAUACUACCAAUACUACCAACUUCACACCUUCAUCUCUCGAUUCUCAUCCUUCUAUCAUGUUGGGAUCUUUAUCCUUAGAAAUCUUGGUCUACGUGGCUAGUUUGGUGGGCGAACGAGAACUGAUCCGAUUAGCAUGUUGCUCACGUCCACUUCGUUUGGCACUUUUGGCCUUACCCUUUCUAUGGUCACAAAGAUUAACCAUCGAGAUCUCGAAUCCAAGCACAGUUGAACAGGUUCAAACUCUCUUUUUCGAACGAGCUGAUCCUCGUCGAUAUCAAGCUCUCUCACCACCUAUCUCGACUCAUGGUCCUAUCGGACGAUGGAUCGUUCAUUCUCAAGCUACAAGAGAUCGACCACUUCGACGAUUAUCGCUUAGAUUAGCACCACCUCUCUUAUCACUCAAUGAAAGAGGAAAUCGUUAUGUGAUCAUACCCGAUCAACCUUAUUGGAACACCAACUUACUGGUUCAUAAUCUUCGAGCCAUCAGAAGCUUGUUAAACUUAAACUUUGGAUUGAUGUAUGUGGGAUUGAUGGAAUUGGAUAUCAGAUUAGAUGGUCAAUUUGAUCAAACCCUUCAGAUUGCUCAUGAACUUUGGACGUUUAUUCAAACUCCUUGGGCACGUACUGUGGUAGACUUUAAGUUUCUCGUCUCGUAUCCUUACGCUCGAAUUCCACCUAGGACACUUUUUGGAUUAAUGACUUGGAUGCCAGAUUUAAAAAGUGUUGAAAUAGAAGUGGUACCAGGAGUGAGUGGGAUUCAUCGAAAACCGACUUCAAGAGAUCCUAAGUUUGCAUUAGGUGGAGGGAAUGAGAUACCAGAACAGGAUCCUAAUGGAGAACCUAUGAUAAGUAAAUUAGAAAGGAUCAGUUUGGUUGGAAUGGAAUUAGGUCAACUUGUUUUACCGGAUCAAUUUCCAGUGUUACGUUCUUUGUUACUUAAGAAUGUAGGUUGGGGACGGAUGUUGUUUAGUCUUUUGAGGAAAUCACCGAAUUUGGUUUCAUUGAUUUUAUAUUCUGUUGAAUUUGAACAUGAAUCUGAUGAUGAAGUACCAUUAGAUUUAUCAUUUUGGGAGAAUCUAGAUGAAGAGAUGAGUGAAUUAGGAUCAGAUGAAUCAGCACUUGGACAAUUAAGACCACCACCGAUUCAAUUAAAUUCAUUAAAGAAUUUAGAAUUAGCCGGUAUCACCACACCAGUGAUAUGGUCCUUGAUUGGAGAUUUAAUACCGAAUCCGAUUAUAAAGAUGCCUAAUUUAAAACGAUUGAUGAUGGAAAGUAUGGAAUUAGAUGAAGAAGAACAAGCUUUGAUUGAACUCACCACUUUGGCACCUUUGAUUAAAGAGAUGGUUGUUAGGAAUUGUACGUUGAGAGAAGAAGCUGAUUUGUAUCAUUGUAUUAGAUGUUUACCUUAUCUUGAGAUGUUAGAUUUAAGACAAACUGAAAAUAUUACAUCUCAAUUAAUCAAUGCAUUAGCAUUAUCAGUACCCAAUAUAUCAUAUUUAGAUGUAAGAGGAUGUGGAUGGGUUCAAAUCGGAUCAGUAGCCAGAUUAGCCGAAACAAUAAGAGAUUCGUCAGAUGGAUUGAAACGAUUAGAAUUGAUUGGAGUAGAUUUACCUGGGUAUGAUGAUUGGGAAGGAUGGGAAGCAUGGAAAUGGUUGGAGUUUACACAUGUUUUGAUUGAUGUAGAAGAAUGGAAAGAGAGAAGAAGGUAUCGAAAAGAUAAAGGAAAGGAAGUCUUGGGAGGACCAACAGGAGGAGCAGGAGGAAGAAUAGAAGAAGAAAAGGAAAUGAAUGGGAGUAGUAGUAGGGGAGAAAGAGAACGGGUUGGGUUGAGAGUUGAUAGAGAUCGAGAUAGGGAUCGGAAUAGGGAAAGGGAAAGGGAGAGGGAAAGGGAUGAAUUGGAGUUGGAUUUAGAGGAUGAUGAUGAUUUGGAAAGUGAUAUGGAAGAACUUAUGGAUGAUGAGGAUGGCUUUCAAGAUGAAGGGAUGACUGAACGGAUAGAGAUUAGUGAUAGUAGUGGAGGAGGAGGUGGUGGUGGUGAUGGAGUAGUAGUCGUUGAUGAAGUUGGGGUUCCUGUUGUUACUGCUGCUGCUGUGGGUGGUGGUGGUGUGGGUGUGGGUGAUGCUGGUGGGGAAGAAAUGGAAAGAGCUCAUCCUAGAGUUGUCUUGAGGAAUUUGUCUAGAUCUUGA
Melampsora larici-populina 98AG31 is the source of this 2376-nucleotide messenger RNA. RefSeq lists its product as uncharacterized. Lineage: Eukaryota; Fungi; Basidiomycota; Pucciniomycetes; Pucciniales; Melampsoraceae. The record is from RefSeq and is a predicted model, not a curated record. Bases 1 to 2376 code for a protein of 791 amino acids. The transcript has 7 exons.